Messenger RNA from Rodentolepis nana, 807 nucleotides. The record is from the annotation of a GenBank genome assembly. Lineage: Eukaryota; Metazoa; Platyhelminthes; Cestoda; Cyclophyllidea; Hymenolepididae.
AUGAGACAAUUGAUAUAUCUAUUCGUGUUCAUAUGCUCGUUGUUUUGCUGCGUUAACUCCAUUGAAGUCGAAUUGCGCCGAGCUGACUAUUCGGGCAUUGAAAUGUCCGACGAUCUUUAUGCUCCCAUGGCUGUGAGUUUCCCAUCAUUUCGGCUCUACCAUCCCGACACCAAAACAUAUGUAUCCAAAAGCAACAAUUCGUAUGAGAUAUUAGCCACUGAGCGUUUUCUCUUCAGUCGUCUAAUUGAAUGGGAAUGGAUUCCACUGCAAGGCAAUUCUGGAAUAUAUUUGCGCAAUAAAGUAAAUGGAUCGUACCUCUGUUUCAAUAAGUAUGGAAGACCAAUUGCUCGGGAACGUAUUGAAGACCAAAAUUGUUUUCUUCGCGGAUUCAUUCCUGUGACAAAUAAAAAAGAUGUGAAGAAGGAUGAAUCAAUAAUUACAAUUGACAAUGGAGAUGGAGUGAUCCAUCUGAAAGAACUAACUGACUACGUUAAUGUGAAACCUCAGCCAAUUUAUUUGUUGUCUAAAUUCUACUCUCCACCAUGGAUCACCGGGUUCUGUCCUAAUGGGAAUAGCUUCUCAAAUGAUGACCCUCUUCUUCCUCGCUGCCAUCAUAAGCAACGUUCCCGAAACUGGAGCAUGUUCUAUCUGUGCCCAAUUCUCCCGGAGAGCUGUCGCAGAGGAAUGUGCAUAUACAGUACCCACUUAUUUCAGAAAUACUAUACCGGCUGUUCACGUCACUGCACUUACAGUAUUCAGUGUGGUGGUUUGCUAACACAGAAGUAUGGCAACAUUGAGUUCGACUAA